UUGUUGUUUCAGUACUGCUCUGUUUACUGCUUUACCUCAUUACUGUCCUCGUGUGAAAGUAUUAUAAACAUAGCCUGCAGAUACUGUUAAUAUGUACUUCUUGCAUUAAGUACUUUACAAUGUAAGUAAGUGAACGUGUAUCGUGUAAGUCAUUGUUCGAGACUUUGUUCACUGUUAAGAUUAAAAACGUUGCUAUUUUAUUUUCUUGUAUAUAAGUGAUUAACAAUGCGGGUUAUUCUGAUAUCAAUCUUUAUUUUAUGUAUUUCGAGUUACAGUGAUACGUAUAAACUGUUAGUCGUGUUCCCUAUUCCUGGAAAAAGUCAUUCUAUUCUAGGUAAUGCGUUUGUUAGACAUUUGUUGAAUGCAGGACAUGAGGUUACGUAUAUAACGCCGAUUCCAAUGAAAGAUGUCAAUUCAAAAUUGCGGCAAAUUAACGUCGAAUCAAAUCGAAACUAUUUUGCAGCUGAAGAAGUACUCGACAUUCAAAAGCUGAUGAGAAAGGAAGUUGAUAUGAAGGACAUGCCAACGGUCUUCACAAUGAUGUUUAAUAUUGCUAACGCUACAAUACAUCAUGAAAAUGUGCAAAAGGUGAUUCAUAACCCCGCAGAAAAAUUCGAUGCAGUAAUCGCCGAAUGGAUGUAUAGUGAAUUAUAUUCAGGGUUUUCCGCUGUGUUUAACUGUCCACUGAUAUUCUUUUUAUCUGUGAGUCCUCACAAUAUGGCGUUGUCGCUGAUAGAUCAAAUACCGAAUCCAGCGUACACCGCCGAUCAUGUCAAGUCGAACUCAAUACCGCCAUUUACCUUCUGGACGCGUGUACAAGAGUUACUCACACUUUUUGAUUGGAAGAUCUACAGAUGGUGGGUAAACGAUCGGAAUAUUAAAUCUUACGACGAAGCAUUUAAAUCAGCUGUAACGAAAAGAGGUCGUACUCUACCUCCUCUAGAUGAAAUAAAAUACAACGCGUCUCUCAUAUUCGGAAACUCACACAUUUCUACAGCUGAUGGUGUUCCUCUUCCGCGUAACCUCGUGGAAAUAGGCGGAUAUCAUAUUAGUAGUAAUGUAGAAGCUUUACCUAAGGAUCUAAAAAAGAUAUUGGAUGAAGCUAAGCAUGGAUUUAUAUUCUUUAGCAUGGGCUCUAUGCUUCAAAGUAGUAAAAUGCCGGAGGAAAUAAAAACAGGGUUGAUAAAGAUAUUUAGUCAAUUGAAACAGACAGUGAUUUGGAAAUUCGAAGUAUCGCUACCAGACAAGCCAAAGAAUAUUUUUAUAAUAGACUGGGCUCCACAGCAGAGUAUUUUGGCUCAUCCGAACUGCGUUCUCUUCAUCACGCAUGGCGGUCUUCUAUCUACGACUGAGGCCUUGCACUACAAAGUUCCUAUCAUCGGCAUACCGAUGUUUGCUGAUCAGUUCAUCAACAUUAACAGAGCGGUCGCUAAAGGAAUCGCUAAGAGAGUAGAUUUAAAUUAUAACACACCUACAAACUUAAAACUUGCUAUUGAAGAAAUCCUUGAAAACUCGAGUUAUCGUGAUCGAGUUAAUGAACUCAGCUUUGUAUACCACGACCGGGUGAUAUCACCGGGAGCAGAAAUCACACGUUGGGUGGAUCAUGUUAUAAAAACGAAAGGCGCACCACAUCUUCGUUCUCCAGCACUUCUGGUUCCCUGGUACCAAAAGUUGUACCUCGAUCUUGUUUUCUUAAUAAUAAUCGUGGUCUCCGUAUUUUAUAUUAGUAUCAAAAGAUUAAUAAUGAAGAACAGACGUGAUGUUACUUUGUCUAAAAAGCGAAGUUGA
Messenger RNA from Papilio polytes (common Mormon), 1788 nucleotides. RefSeq names its product UDP-glucuronosyltransferase 2B1-like. Bases 226 to 1788 code for a protein of 520 amino acids. Lineage: Eukaryota; Metazoa; Arthropoda; Insecta; Lepidoptera; Papilionidae. Gene Ontology annotation, molecular function: UDP-glycosyltransferase activity. The transcript is spliced from 8 exons. The record is from RefSeq and is a predicted model, not a curated record.